AUGGAUGAAACAAAUACAGCGAGCGCCACAGCCGGCGCCGGAGGAAAGGAAGAGAACCAGGUACAGCUAGUGCUGAAGAUUUUAGAAGCUAUCAAGAAAGUUUCUAAAGAAUUACAAUCCAAAAACUCCGUCGACUGCAACUCGCACAUCAAAACGUUAAUGGAGCUGCAAACAAGGCCCGAAUCAGUUUUCUCCGCAGACCCACAUCUCUCUUCUGUUAAUCAACACCUCUCCGACUUAAAUGAGUUAAUCCAGGAUGUCCUGGAUUCGAAACCCGGUGGGGGUAUCAGAUCGUUCGUGACUCGGCGGGUCAGGUUCCACGAACUCUCCCGAGUUUCGAGCUUGAUUGAGUCUGAACUACAGGCAUGGAUAGAUCGUGAAACAAUAUUCAAUUUGACAAAAACACUGUACCGAAUUCAUUAUUCAAAAGCAUCAUCAGAUGAAGAAAUUCUACUGCAAAAAAUGGAUUCAUUCCGGGAAAUUCUUUCAAAGGGCUUCGAUAUAAACCUCCAAGAUUUGCUAUUAAAAUCUGGGAUUUUCUCAAACCUCGAAAGGAUUUUAUGCAAUCCAGUUUUUUCCACAAGGGUUCGUGAAAAAUCCGCCAUAGCCAUCGAAGAGCUUGUUCUUUACAACAAAGACGUAUUCGUGGGCCUUGUAUUAAUCGGAAAAACUGUCAAAUCUUUAGUAUCAAUGGCUUCUAUUUCUUCUCUACAAGUUCUUUGCUCUCUCAUAAAGGCGAUCAAGAGCCCUUUAGUCGAUGAACUUGAUUUAUGCGGUGGAAUUUCAAAGAUUGUUGACUUAUUACAAUAUUCUGAUGAUUUCGAAAUGCGAUUAAUGGCAUUCAACUGCGUACUUGAAAUCGGGUAUUUUGGAAGAAAAGAGUCUGUUCAAGCAAUGCUGAAUGCAGGUUUGAUCAAUAAACUGGUGGAAUUGCAGAGGUCGGAAAGUAAUCAAUUUGCAGGAUGUGUAGUGAAAUUUACAAUCGAAAUGGAGAAUGGGGAAGGGCUAAGGCAAAGAGAGAGGAGAAAUUUUAAGCAAGAAAUACUGGAGAAAUUAAAAGAGGGAUGUGUUUCUGAGGCUGAAGCAGCCACCAUUGCUGCUGAGGUUUUGUGGGGGGCUCCACUUUGA
Messenger RNA from Fraxinus pennsylvanica, 1128 nucleotides. Lineage: Eukaryota; Viridiplantae; Streptophyta; Magnoliopsida; Lamiales; Oleaceae. The record is from the annotation of a GenBank genome assembly.